Molecule: messenger RNA, 186 nt
Organism: Parathielavia appendiculata
Lineage: Eukaryota; Fungi; Ascomycota; Sordariomycetes; Sordariales; Chaetomiaceae
Exons: 2
Coding region: 19-171 (50 amino acids)
Source: RefSeq, a predicted model, not a curated record
AUUGUCACGGGCCCCACUAUGAGCCGUACACUUGGGCAAUUGGCAGGCGAGACACUACAGAUUGGAAUUUGGAACUUCCCUCUCUCGGGGAUCAGUCAGUUGGUUAGUGGUGCACGCACAAUACAGUCGUUUUGCCUGCUGCUCGUUGAGGAUUCGGUGCAUCUUCCUUGAUGAGCCUGUGUGUGU